UUUUUUUUUUUACGUUUCUUCAUCUUUCUUGUUAUUAUACCUUUUUUUUUUCUUUUCUAUUAACAUUAUAUUUUGAUGGCAAAACCAAUUUCUGCUCGUGAAGCUUUUGAAUUACACAAAUCUGCUGUGACAAGAGACUUUGUUGCUAAACCACGACUAGACUAUAGUACAGUCACUGGUGUCAAUGGUCCACUUGUUAUUCUUGAUAACGUGAAGUUCCCCAAGUUUUCUGAAAUUGUUGACUUGACUCUUCCCGAUGGUUCUACUCGUUCAGGUCAAGUACUUGAAGUUCAAGGUAGCAAGGCUAUUGUACAGGUAUUUGAAGGAACUCCUGGUAUUGAUGCCAAAAAAACUCAUGUCAAGUUCACUGGUAAUACUCUACAAAUCCCUGUAUCUGAAGAUAUGUUGGGUCGAGUAUUCAAUGGUUCUGGAAAACCUAUUGAUAAAGGUCCUAAAGUAUUUGCUGAUGAUUAUUUGGAUGUCAAUGGUUCUCCCAUCAACCCUUUCUCUCGUAUUUAUCCUGAAGAAAUGAUUCAAACUGGUAUCUCUGCUAUCGAUACAAUGAACUCUAUUGCUCGUGGUCAAAAAAUUCCCAUUUUCUCUGCUGCUGGUUUACCUCACAAUGAAAUUGCUGCUCAAAUUUGCCGUCAAGCAGGUCUUGUUCAAAAACUUGCUCCUACCAAGGAUGUUCAUGAUGGUCAUGAAGACAAUUUCUCUAUUGUGUUUGGUGCUAUGGGUGUUAAUAUGGAAACUGCUCGAUUCUUCAAACAAGACUUUGAAGAAAAUGGAUCUAUGGAACGUGUGACUCUUUUCUUGAAUUUGGCUAAUGAUCCAACUAUUGAACGUAUCAUUACCCCUCGCUUGGCCUUGACAACCGCUGAAUACUACGCUUAUCAAUUGGAAAAACAUGUUUUGGUGAUCUUGACCGAUAUGAGUUCAUAUGCUGAUGCCUUGCGUGAAGUAUCUGCUGCUCGUGAAGAAGUUCCUGGUCGUCGUGGUUAUCCUGGUUAUAUGUAUACUGAUUUAUCUACCAUUUAUGAACGUGCUGGUCGUGUGGAAGGUCGCAAUGGUUCUAUUACUCAAAUCCCCAUUUUGACUAUGCCCAACGAUGAUAUUACCCAUCCAAUCCCAGAUUUAACUGGUUAUAUCACUGAAGGACAAAUCUUUGUUGAUCGUCAACUUUACAAUCGACAAAUCUAUCCACCUAUCAAUGUUCUCCCAUCUUUGUCUCGUUUGAUGAAGUCUGCCAUUGGUGAAGGUAUGACAAGAAAGGAUCAUGGUGAUGUUUCAAAUCAAUUGUAUGCCAAAUAUGCCAUUGGUCGUGAUGCUGCUGCUAUGAAAGCUGUGGUGGGUGAAGAAGCUUUGAAUCAAGAAGACAAACUGUCAUUGGAAUUCUUGGAAAAGUUUGAAAAAACGUUUAUUGCUCAAGGUGCUUAUGAAUCUCGAACUAUUUAUGAUUCUUUGGAUUUGGCAUGGUCCUUACUCCGUAUCUUCCCCAAGGAAUUGUUGAAUCGUAUCCCUCAAAAGGUAUUGGCUGAAUACUAUCAACGUGAUCGUAGCAAGGCAAAACAACGAUCCAAGGGUGUCUUUGAUACCACCGAAGAAGAAGAAGAACAAUAGGAUCUUUGUAACUGAAAAACUAGGUAAUCAUGGAUAGAUAUGUGCCGUGCGUAGUUAGUUUAUUGUUAUCAUAUUAAGUUUUUGUUGUACAAAUUUUCCCUUUGAUUAUUAUUUUUUUUUGUCCCACUGCUACGAAAACUCACAAUAAAAACAACCCAAUUUGAAUAUAAAA
Halteromyces radiatus is the source of this 1792-nucleotide messenger RNA. Its product is annotated as V-type proton ATPase subunit B. Lineage: Eukaryota; Fungi; Mucoromycota; Mucoromycetes; Mucorales; Cunninghamellaceae. The record is from RefSeq and is a predicted model, not a curated record. The transcript has 9 exons. Gene Ontology annotation, molecular function: ATP binding; proton-transporting ATPase activity, rotational mechanism. Gene Ontology annotation, cellular component: proton-transporting V-type ATPase, V1 domain. Gene Ontology annotation, biological process: proton transmembrane transport; ATP metabolic process. Bases 76 to 1620 code for a protein of 514 amino acids.